ACCCAGGACACAUGUUUAUUGACACGCUGAGUGCUGUACAUGAUGGAUGUUGUUGGCUUUAUUUCGCCACGCUGUAGUAUUGGUGCCGUCAGCUGUUCGUGUAUGUUCAAGUGUUCCCGUGGAUCUUAUGGGGUCGCUCUGACCACAGCCUCGACUGCAGAGUCCACUUCGCAUUUUGAGCGACGCCCCCAAAUUCCGUGCAGAGUGUUUGCAGACCCUCCGGGACGGAGAGGUGGAGGAGGAAUCGGCAGCUCCGCCGUCCAUAUACGCUACAAUCACCACGCCAUUAGUUCAUGACUUCAUCAUAUCUUUGACAGGAGAGCCCUCGCUAUAUUUGUAAGCUCUCCAGGACUCUGAAGCUGCUGCAGAGAAUGGGAAUAGGGACACAGGCCAAGGCUUGCCAUUUUGGCUGAAGUAACAGCAGGACGGUUGUCAACUCCGCAUCGGCUUCAAUCCCCUUCUCCCUUACCUCUCCUCCCACACACACACACACACACACACACACACACACUCACGCAUACACGCACACAAGGACAGACACCCCCCAUACCCAGCCACUGCUAUGUCCACUGCAGUAGACAUCGCUGGCCCUUCCUCCCCAGAUCAGGCUCACAGCAGCGCUAAAAUCCCCAAUGAGCCACUGAGACCUAGCCUUAAGCGCUCCAGCCACCCCUACAGCCUCUCUCAUUACAUCUCCACCCCUUCCCCAGCCGUAGAUGUCAAAGGCCUGAUCCAGCCCUCCCCAACCGAGCAGCGGGCCGCCCAGCCCGGGCACGCUAAGCCUCGCCGGGCCCCCUCCUGGCCCGACAUGUGGGAGUCGCCCAGCGGGCUCCACCUGGCCCAUGCCGCAGAGCUGCUGAUGCGGGCUGGGCUGCUGGCUCUCACCCCCGCCACCACAGAGCAGGCCAGCCUGGGUGCACAGAGCAGCCAGCCGGCUAAAAGAGAGGCCGCGGAGGCGAAGGGGGGAAAGGCCGAUGGAGAGGGAGGCGCAUCCGGGCCGGAGGAGGAGGAGGAGGACUCCCCUGGAUGUGGCACUGACUUCCAACCCUUCCUAGGUGCGUGGUUCCCCUUCAGCCCCGCUCUCUUCCCCCUGGCAGGCUUCCAGAUGGGGGGAGGCCACUGGAGAAGCACGGCCAUGGGAGCCGAGGGCAUAGAGGGGCUGGUGGCCGAGGGCUACUCUCCCGGCUCUCUGGGCGGAGGCAGCGGAGGGAGAAGGAAGAGGAAGAGGUGUGGGGAGUGUGUACCGUGCCGGCGUCAGACGAACUGCGAACAGUGCAGCAGCUGCCGCAAUCGCAAGAGGGGACACCAGAUCUGUAAAUACAGGAAGUGUGAGGAGCUGAAGAGGAAGCCUGGGGGGGCUGGGUUUGAGAGCAGAGUGUCUGGGUUUGAUCUGAGGGGGUCCGACUUUACUUUGGGCCUGGCACAGGAGAGAAGCAACGGAGCCUUGGAUGGAUAGUAAUGCUUGUGGCGGCAGCAUUUGUCAGAGGAUCCUGGUUGGAUGAUUGUUGAAGAGCUGCAGUUUAACACACAGCACAGGACACCAUGUUAACACGCUCAGACUGUGGUUCAAAGAUCUUCUGAUCUCGUGUUUUUAGUGAGGGGCUGCAGCUCCGUUUAAGAAUGUCCACACUCGUUCCCAUCCUUUCUUUUGACAAUCAGUGAAUUGGAGAGGAGAGAAAGAAGGAUACCAAUGUGUGUCAAUAUUUAGAUGACGACAAAAAAUGCUGUAAAUAGACUGUAAAUAUCUGGAAAACAUUAUGUCUUUUUUACAUUGCUUUCCAGUUUGGAUGUAUUGUGCUUCAACAUAAAAGGAGCCAAAUGUUUUGUUUCUAUUGGGGAGUUCUGUUUCUGUUGUUCUGACGUCACUGCAUCAGUAAGAAAUGAAUGAGUUCAGCCUCGGCUAAAUUAUUUCAUGUGCAACUUGUACUGUAUAGCUCUGUUUGCCCUUUUGAAAUAAAAGAAAUUUGCCAUGUG
Messenger RNA from Mugil cephalus (flathead mullet), 1974 nucleotides. It is a transcript of the gene cxxc5b, whose product is annotated as CXXC finger protein 5b. The record is from RefSeq and is a predicted model, not a curated record. NCBI's taxonomy places the organism in Eukaryota, Metazoa, Chordata, Actinopteri, Mugiliformes, Mugilidae. The transcript is spliced from 2 exons. The coding region runs from base 563 to 1456 and encodes 297 amino acids. Gene Ontology annotation, molecular function: methyl-CpG binding; zinc ion binding. Gene Ontology annotation, cellular component: nucleus.